Messenger RNA from Aphanomyces invadans, 411 nucleotides. RefSeq lists its product as hypothetical. The transcript is spliced from 2 exons. NCBI's taxonomy places the organism in Eukaryota, Oomycota, Saprolegniomycetes, Saprolegniales, Verrucalvaceae. The record is from RefSeq and is a predicted model, not a curated record. The coding region runs from base 1 to 411 and encodes 136 amino acids.
AUGUCAGGAUACCACGAAGCACUCCGGUGGUACAACAAGCGGGAAGACGUUGCGAUGCCAAUGGAGUACGCGACAAAACUCAAAACGAUAUUCACAGGAAUGCACCGUCUAACUGCAACUGACGAGCAGACGUCAAACCUGAAGGACUCUGGCACACGGCCGCCUGGAUUUAGCAUGUAUGAGGCACUUUGCCAAGAGUCCCUCCGAACGUCCGACAGCGGUUUUGUACACCUGUUCCUUGUGAUCUCUUGGAACUUGAUGGCGCGCUCUAAAUCGACUGAGACGAUUCACAUUGUUCACAUUUCGAUUGAAGAAGAUGCAAUUGGUGUCACGUACUUUAAGUCAAAGACCGACCAGACCGGAAGCGCCGAGACCCUCGACAUGUCUGCGCAAAUCCAUCAUCACCGGUAA